Messenger RNA from Gigantopelta aegis, 2649 nucleotides. Its product is annotated as leucine-rich repeats and immunoglobulin-like domains protein 3. The record is from RefSeq and is a predicted model, not a curated record. The coding region runs from base 1149 to 2612 and encodes 487 amino acids. The transcript is spliced from 2 exons. Lineage: Eukaryota; Metazoa; Mollusca; Gastropoda; Neomphalida; Peltospiridae. Gene Ontology annotation, molecular function: protein binding.
AUCCUUUCUUUGCCACUUUGCAGUUACUGUAGUUAAAAAAUAAAAUAUUUAGUAACAGCAGUCCUAACAUAUGAAUAUAGAAUUGCUGAUGAAAACGUAAUGAUUAUCUCAGAAUAUUUCGUUUCUUAUCCAGAGCAAUAUGACAGAUUGUUUAAUGCUGCCUCCUUUUAUAUACAACGUGAAAAAAAGUGAAUGUACGUGUUUGGUAUUUAUCAGUUGCCUAAUGCUUUUCACGAAUACACACUAGUUAACUGUAAAAAGUUAAAUGCUGUCCGACAUGUUUAUUUCAUUUAUUCCCACACUAAAACGUAAUGAUGUUUAAAAUGUCACAAUCAACAUUUAUGACAGGUGUAAUGUCAGCCACCAGGAACCCGGAUGAGUACUAAAUUUAGAAUGUGGCAAGGAUCAUUUAUGAAUAAAGGGGAUACCUGUGUAUUUGGGCGGACAUGUGUCUCGUUUAUCGCGAUUAUAUAUAUAUAUAUAUAUAUUUGUACUUCGUGUAGAAUUAAGGUUGCUGUUAAGUGCAAAUUAUGCCCAGACGUAAUACUGUAUUCUGCAAUACCUAGUACAAAAAAUAAAUUAAAAUGUUUGCUCCCCUCCGUAGUAUUUCCCACCCCUCUUAAUUAUGUAAUCCCUUCCCUGCCACCGCCGUGUUGCGUAAAAAGCUGAGAUGUGCAGCUGUUGAACUUAACGAAUAUAUAUUAGUUUGUGUGAAUCGCAUUUCAUAUUCUUAAUUUUAAGAUUUAUUUGAAUUUUUAAAAAAUUAUAUUUAUUUAUUUAUAAACAAUUUACAUAUGUAUUUUGUGCGUAUGUGUGUUGACUUAUAGUUGUUUCCACAGGGAACGGCUUUUUUUCUUUUUCAUACUGUGGAAUUUACUACAAGCUAUUUAUUUCUCAGCUGAUUGUUUUUGAAAUUGCACACACAAAAAAAUGGUGUUUUGUUAUUUUCAAAACACUUCUUUUUUCAAACAGAAAUUAUUUACAAAAAACAUUUUUGUAGUAGGAUGAGACGGACUACCGGUUAUGUGUUGCAUAUUCAGGGUUUUGCUAGAGCCUCCAGUAGAGGGUACGAAGGGUAAAAAUUACCAGGUGAAUAAAGGGAGACCACUACUUUUUAAGCUUAGAUUCAAGGGGAGAUUACUCACUACAUGGAUCCUUUCUGCCUGAUAGUUACUUGUAUUCUGAUACCGAAGUGGAUCACGGCUGAUUCGUUUUGCCCUUCAGGCUGUACGUGUGAGCGAGGCCAAUCCGGGUGGAAAUCGGUUACCUGUACAGCAGGUCACUUCACUGGCGUUCCUCACAAUAUGGAUUUGCCCGUCAAGUCAUGGAAUCUCAGCUACAACAAGAUAGUCGAAAUUGAUGGCAAGGCCACAGAACUGCCAAGAGGAAUUGAAACUUUAGAUGUAAGCCAUAAUUAUGUUGAAAAGCUUGGAGAACUUCCAGUAACGAUCCGAGUGCUUAAUGCGUCACACAAUCUCUUGUCGAGAGUUCCAGUUGGACUUCCACGACCUUUAACAGUUGUUAAAAUGAGUCAUAAUCAUAUCAUGGCAUUGCAUACGAGUCGUAUUUGUCACCUGCCUCAUCUGAGAACACUCUUCUUGAAUAACAACAAAAUAAGGAAGAUUAUAAAUAGCCCAGACGUAUUAGAGUGCAGUGUUGAAUAUUUAAUUUUGUCAAACAAUAAAAUGGAGUACAUUCAGGUAGAUACAUUUUCUGUGUUUAAAAUGUUAAAAUCUCUAGAUCUUUCGAGGAACAACAUAAAAUUAAUAGAGACAGGGACAUUCUAUGAUUUUUAUGCAUUGAAGCAUUUAUCCCUGUCUCAGAAUAUGCUAAAAUCACUGCCACAGAAAUUGCCCAUUACUGAAUGGUUUGACAUUUCUAAGAAUAAAAUUGUAGAGAUAUCGGAAGACCAAAGAAGUGAUCUCUACCCACAGGAGGUGUUUCUCAUUGGUCAAAAUCCAUUUCACUGUGACUGUCGUCUUCUGUGGUUAAAGGAGCUGUAUGAUACAAAGAAAUACCAGUUAAAAUUCCUCCGUGUUGAUGCUGACCUGUUUGUGCCACAGUGUGACAGCCCUGAUUGGUUGUCUGGUGAAGGAUGGGAUACUUUGACCAAUGAGGAUUUCCAGUGUCUGGAGUCGGCAGAAUCCACCAAUGAGAAAGAAGAUAACAAGUUAGAAGAUUUGAAUGCAACAAUUAAUAUGAUUGGUGCACAUUCUGUAACUGUUGAAUGGAAAUUGGAUAACAUCAAGACGGACAGAAGUUCAGAUAUGGUUCUUAUAAAAAUUCAUCCAUUUGGGAAAAAACAUCUCGGGCAGUAUUAUUCUGUGAAUGUUGAUAGCAGAAAAUAUACAAUCAAGUCACUUAUUCCAGAGAGCCCGUACGUUAUUUGUACUUUGGUUAUUAGAGGCAAGCCAUCUCAUUCGGAUAUCUCCCAGUAUGAUGGACUAUGUUUGGAGGUAACCACAGCCAGUGGUCGUUUUGUAGUGACUGAAUUGAUGACAGCAGCAUUGCUGUAUGCAGCCAUCUUGUUUGUGUGUGUGGUUUCUUUAAAAAUUAUCUAUAAAAGUAUGAAACAUAUUGUGCAUAAUGUUUACAAGAGAAAGUGUGAUUGAUCUAACAAUAUAUUAAUAAAAGAAAUAGUAUUUAUAA